AUGGCAACCGCGAUACCCUCCAUAGCCUGCAUAGGCAUAAUCGGCCGUGAAAACAACCCCCUCCAUGUCUCCAUCUUCCCCUCCUUCAACCCGCAGACCAAUACUCUCGCCCCCCUUCGCACGCCACUCCAGUUCUCUCUUCUCCUCUCCUCGACCCUCGAUGUCUUUGAACUCCGCGCUCGCCACGCUGCAGGCACUGGCACUGGCCUCUCUGGCGACUUCGGCCUCCUUCACGCCGUCGACGAGCGCCUCGCCGCGUACGGCUUCGAGACGAACACGGGCGUCAAAAUUGUCGUCGUAGUCGAUAUGCGCGGGCGGAGCGUCGACGGCAGCGUCUUUGGUGGUGAUCGGAAGUCUGGCACGGGCACAGGGACGGGGUCCGCGGGCGGUGGUGUCGGGUUGAGGGAUGGGGAGUUGAAGGUCGUGUUCCGCGCGGUGCAGAGCGCGUACGUACGGCUCGUGCAGAACCCAUUCUUCGAGCCGGACGAGGUCAUGGGCAAGGGAGGAAAGAGGAUCACGAGCCGCAAGUUCGACGGGGAGAUACGCCGCAUCGGCGAGGGUUGGACGCCGGGCGUUACAAGCUUGUGA
This is a messenger RNA of Verticillium dahliae VdLs.17, 588 nucleotides long. RefSeq lists its product as uncharacterized. Gene Ontology annotation, biological process: endoplasmic reticulum to Golgi vesicle-mediated transport. The record is from RefSeq and is a predicted model, not a curated record. NCBI's taxonomy places the organism in Eukaryota, Fungi, Ascomycota, Sordariomycetes, Glomerellales, Plectosphaerellaceae. The transcript is spliced from 2 exons. Gene Ontology annotation, cellular component: TRAPP complex; nucleus; cytoplasm. The coding region runs from base 1 to 588 and encodes 195 amino acids.